GUGAAUCUAUGAGAGGUACAGACAUUUCACCUAAAUCGAGUCUGGACAGGAUUUCCUCUAUUGGUGAAAGAGCAGCAGAAACAUCUUCUAGAGAAGUGAUGUAUAUGGAGGAGAUGCAUGAAGCAUCAAUGGCAGAACUACCAGGGCCUCCAGCUGCUGUUGGAGCUAUUUUACAAACAGUGUCUGCUAGAUGUUCACAAAGUCACAUGGCAGAAAGAUUCCCCUCGGAAACAGUAGUAGAGAGAUACACAUCUUCCAGUGUUCCUCCUAGGGUUUCUCCGCAAACAUCUGUGAGCUCAGCUACAGGCUUGUCAUCCAAGUUCAGUCUGGCCAGCGUUCCCUCUGUGUCUCUCAGCGAUGGUGCAACAGAACCAGCUCAGAUAGACAACGAAACACUGUCAUUGGAGGAGCUUAUGACGUCUCCAUUGUAUUCUCAUUGGUCACCAGCCGGUUCGGAAAGUGACUCAUUAGGCUUAAGAGGAGCUCCCUCUGAAACAGCAGUGGAUGGAGCACAAAGAGGGUUCUUGGUAAGGAGACCCAGUAGAGAGGUGUGUGUGACGAGAACAGCAGAGACACCAGAGAGAGACACAUCUCCCAGUGUUUCUCCACAGACUUCGUUUACAGGUGUUGUUUCUGAUGGGACAGUUUUCUACAGAGAUUCAUCUGUGGGAGAAUUACAUCUUUCUCCAUCUUUUGGCGAGGAACUUGUGGUGGAGGCUUACAAAGUACCAUCACCCGAGAAGGAGACUCCAUCUGCUUCAGUUGGUGGACCUUCAUCAGUAGUGUCUGCAAGAUAUACUGGAAGUGGUUUAACAAGAAGAGCUUUCUCUGAAAAAGAAGUAACGAGACCAGAGACACCAGAUAGACACACGUCUCCCAGACUUUCAGCUAGAGUUUCUCCACAGUCCAGUCUGACCAGGAUUUCCUCUGCACCAUCAAUGGAGGAGCCACGGAUGUCUCCAACUGCUUCUGUUGGUAGACUUUCACCAGCAGUGUCUUCUGUAAGAUAUUCUGGAAGGGGUUUAUCAGGAAGAGCUUUCUCUGAAACAGAACUAGUUGAUGCAGCACACAGUGCUCCCUCAGUCAGGAUACCCAACAGAGAGGAGAGUGUGAGGAGAAGAGCAGAGACACCAGAGAGAGACACAUCUCCCAGAGUGUUUCCUAGAUCUUCGCAAAGAGUUUCUCCACAAACCUCUCUCCUAUCAGCUCAUGCUGGUGAAUCUCUGUCUAGUACAGAUAUUUCUCCACAAUUCAGUCUGCCUAGGAUUCCCUUUGCACCAUCAAUGGACAGACCCACAUCUCCCAUAGUUUCUCAAAGAGUUUCUCUACAAUCCAGUCUGUCCAGAAUUCCAUCUGCACCAUCAAUGGAGGAGCUACUGGUUUCUCCAUCUACUCCUGUUGGAAGAAUGUCACCAGCAGUUUCAAGAAGAUCUUCAAAAAGUAGUUUAUCAGAAAAAGCUCCUUCUGAAACAAUCAUAAGAUAUUCUGAAAGUUGUUUAUCAGGAAGAGCUUUCUCUGAAACAAAACUAGUUGAUGCAGCACACAGUGUCCCCUCAGUCAGGAUACCCAGUAGAGAGGAGAGUGUGAGGACAAGAAGAGCAGAGACACACACAUCUCCCAGAGUUUCUCCUAGAAUGUCUCCCAGAACUUCUCCUCGAUCCAGUCUGGCCAGGAUUCCAUCAGCCCCAUCAAUGGAGGAGCCACUGGUGUCUUCAACUGCUUCUGUUUGCAGGAUUCCACCUGCAGCAACAGUGGAAGCAGCAAACAGAGGAGAGAGUGUAGCGAGAACAGCAGAGGCACCAGAGAGUCACACAACUCACAGGGUUUCUUUCAGAAUAUAUCCACAGACAUCUAAGACAGGCGUCCUUUCUGAUGUGGCAGUUUUGCACAGACCAUCCAUGACUGCAGGGCUUUGUCUUGAGGUUUUAGACACGGAGUCUGACCAGGUGAAUACGUCGGUGAGUGACAUCACGGCACAAUUUCCCUCUGACACUGCUGCAAUGAAGACAGUACACAGAGAGUCCUCAGGGAGGAUACCCAGUAGAGAGGAGGUUGUGAGAAGAACAGCAGAAACGCAAACAUCUCAUGCAAAUGUAUUGGACAACAGCACACAGGUUUCACAAACUGAAAUCCGCCUUUGUGAAGAGGUGAGUGCCUACCCUAUAGAAGUGCAGCAGAGGACCCUGGGACUUGAAGUUUAUCUAGGAGCAUCUCCAGCCAAUGUUGUUGGGCCUCAAAACACGAGAACUCAAAACACACGUUCACAGGGUGUGCAGACUAGUCGAGAUUAUCAUGGCACGCCCUCACAGAGCGUUCCUAUUGGCGCAGGACGCGUCACUCCUGAUGCUCAGCCUGCACGCGAAAAUUACACCAAUCAGGUCUGGACACUUUACCACUUGGCCAAUGAGACAGAGGAGGGCACACUGUCCGCUAAAGUUAUCUCCCAGCCUCCGUACAAUGGUAGUGCUUAUAUUCGCAACUUUGGGGCUGGACAUGUGUUACUGGCUGAGAGGUCCCCUUCCCCUCAGAAAUCUGACGCCCAGUCCUGGAGUGGCCAACCCAGACAACAGCCCCAGCCACCACCCUUCCAAAUGAGCCCAAGAAGGGCCUUCAUACACAGGGCACAGUCCUCCCCCCUACCUCCUCCUUCUGUACCCCAGCCUCCAACCAUCCACAACCAGGAGAUCAACAUCCCCAACUUCUUCAUGCAUCCCCAACUUCUUCCUGUGUCCCCAGGCAAGAUCGUUCGUAGCAUUCCGACCGCGAUGCAGACCAGGUCGAGGUCUGCUGCGGUCCGGGCAGGUGACUCCCCGGGGUACCUGUCAUUCUCUGUUCCCAUGGAGACAGUGAGCAGAGGAUCUGGUCAGGGCGGUCAGGCCCAGUUCUUUCAGGUCGUCAGUGAUGAAGGGAACACUGUUUACUCUCCUGCUCUCAUGCACAUUUUCACCACAGAGGAAGAGGAACAGGAAGGAGACAGGAGGCAGCCAACUAGUGCCACAUUUAAUUGGUAGGGGACCGUUUGGUACAGGGUUUCUCAAACUCGGUUUUUGCCUGAACACUACUAAGCUGAUUCAAAUAACCAACCAGUUUUGAUUAUUUGAAUCAGCUGUGCAGGGCAACACUGAGUUUGGGAAACCCUGGUCUAGUGAGUAUCA
This is a messenger RNA of Oncorhynchus keta (chum salmon), 3155 nucleotides long. RefSeq lists its product as uncharacterized. Lineage: Eukaryota; Metazoa; Chordata; Actinopteri; Salmoniformes; Salmonidae. The transcript is spliced from 5 exons. The record is from RefSeq and is a predicted model, not a curated record. The coding region runs from base 9 to 3011 and encodes 1000 amino acids.